CGUCACGUAGAGAUUUCGCACGCGCCGUGCGGAAAUCGCGUGUCGCUCAUCGCACGUCGAUGCCGCGGCUGCGGUCGCGCGAUCAGCUGAUUCCUCGCGUGAGCGCGCCGCACAAGCAGGUCGCCGCCUCGAAGAGGCACGAUCGGGGCUGUCGAGCCGCGCGUCGGCAUCCAGAGAACAGAAUUCCUACGCGCGCGGACGAGCGUGGACGUGGAGCAGGUAGCGACGGCGCCGAAUUCGAGAAGACGCUGAGGGAAGGUGCCGACGCAGGGACGAAAGGACGACCAGACCGCGUCAGGAUUUAUCGAGAUCGAGGCGCCCGGUAGAGGCCGACCGGUCAUCUCCUGAAUCUUCGGCCGCCUCCGCUGGAAAACGUGAAACGGAAAAGGACGACCCGACCACGUUCGCCUUUUGAAGCGUCACGGUGCAAAGCCCCCGCGCGUGUUUAUCCACCGCGUUUAUCAUUCGAUCGCUGGACGAGCAGCAGGAACUCGGCAGGACGAUCGUAUCGACGACGACGACGACGAAGAUCCUAUCCUAUUCCGAUUUCAUCGGCCGUGGUGCGUCGCGUAAUGAGCCGUGGAGGAGCGGGACACGUCGAGCGGUGAACGUGACCGCCACGAGAACCAGCGUCGUGGACCAGGGAUCGAGGCGACCACCCUCAUUAAUAGCGCGAGGAUGUCACGCUGCUGAGGGGACGCCGAUGAGGGAACGCUGAAGAGCCCGUCGCCUCCCUUCGAUUUAUUCGCCGAUCGUCCGCCGAGAGAAUCGACGAUCUACGACGAUCCAACGUGACCUCGAUGGACGUUACGUCGUCUGGCAGGCGGCCUCGCGAGAUGGUAGCCGCCAAGUACAGCGGAUAAAGGCGCCCGGUAUAGGAUCGUCGUUGGUGCAGCGGGGAGGGGAAAGGAGGUAGCCGACGCGAGGGAGGCCUCCCGGGGAAGCGAGCGGACGGGCGAGUGAGGGAUCGAGCGUCUUAAAAAGAGCGAACGAGCGCGGGGGCGUAGCUGGGGCCCACGCGGACAAGAGGGAGAGAGAGAGAAGAAUCAAGCGAGAGGAGAGAGACAAAGAAAGACCGCCAAGAUGACCAUGGCGAGCAACAUCGUGGUCGAGUGGCUGCGGUCGCUCCAUCUCGGCCAAUACUCGGAGUCGUUCAUCGACAACGGCUACGACGACCUCGAGAUCUGCAAGCAGAUCGGCGAUCCGGAUCUCGACGCGAUCGGUGUCUUCAAUCAGAAGCACCGCGCUCGCCUGCUGCAGUCCGUGAAAACGCUGCGCGAGGAGGGCGCUGCGAGUGUGUACUUUACAUUGGAGGAGACCAACGACAACGGCUGCGACAACGUCAGCUCCAAGUCCUCGAGAACGUCAUCCGAUCGGCCGCCCAGCGACAAAGAGGCGCAACGCGCGUCGCCCACGGCAAGUUCGUCCAGCGGUGGCCAAGAGUUGACCAAGUUCGCGGAUGAGUAUGAAGAGGGCAAGGCGGAGCUGGUGAGGAUCCCAAGGAUGCAGCUGAGGAUGCUGCUGCAAGAGAAGCUGAGGCACGACGGCAUCAGGCUGGCCUGUCAACCCUACACCACUCCGGAGGGCGAGAGGGGCUACCUGGAGGGACUGGCGUCGAGGUACGCGGAUCUCUUCAGGACGCAUUACGGCGACGUCCUGGAGCCACUUGAGGAGCUGCGUCGUCGAGAAACGAACGCCACCGCUCGGAUGCCCAACACUCAGCUCACCACCAGUCAUUCACAGCCCAUUUACGUGCCCGGGAAAUACUCGCCCUCGAGCUGCCUCAGCGACAAGGAGGAGGACGAAAUCUACGGCUUCGGAUACGGGGUCUUCAGCAGGCAGAUGCUCCAGCAUCGACAGCAAAAGCUCGCGCUCGCCACACAAAACACGACCGCCGUGACACCAGCCGGACCUCAAGCAGCCUAUCAAAGCUGUCUGAGCCCGAGAUCUGCGUUCUUCUACGAGUUCCCGCCUAACGAGCAAGGACAAAAUACGAGCAAGAAGAAGACGACGUUCUCGCGGUUGCUACGAGGAUUAAAGACCCACAGGAAGGAGAAGCAGGGGCAACAGGCUCAAGGCUCUCCCAGGCAUGGUCGCGCAAGGAUGGGCGUACCUCAAAGGGUAGACACACCCGACAGCGUUCUGCAAAGCGGUUUGGGCCUCGGGCCAGAUAUGGGGCACACGAUCCUUCGUUCCAUGGUAGAUCCGCGGGAUUACGAUCGGCUGAGAUAUUUGCAGAUGAACGGCGGCCAACCGAACAGCUUCGAGGAGACCAUACAUAGGCUGAAAGUUCAAGAGGCGCUGCGGAAGAAAGAGCGAUUCCAUAAAGAGCACGAGGAGAUACUGAGGGAUAUCCGGCAGGGUUUAAUGCAGCUAGGACGAGACGGACGGGGUCAGCUCCCCGGGGAUGACACAUACAUGUACGACGAAGAUGCGCGAUGCGGAGGGGCUGGUGGUUUAGGACCCGGCCCGGGCGGUCAACACUGGUACGACGAACCACCCUACGAAUCGGAUCCCGAGGACUUCCUCAUGGGAGCCAGCGGUGGCCCAGUACCUACCGCAACUAUCCAAAACGGAAGAGUUUGCUUUACGCUGAACCUGAGGCCGGAGAACCGAGGCGAGGGUGUCAUCUCUCUUCGGACAGCCGGCGACAUUAGCCUGCCACGCGAUCGCUCGCGGAAAGGUGCUACGUCGACGAUGCGGGGUCUCAUCGUUCCGCAGGGCCACAAUAAUCCGCCGACGAUCAUACCUUUGACACACUCGAGGGCUUCACGUGAAAGCGGGGAUUACGCGAGCAGCGACGUACAGAGUGUGAGCUCGAGACUGUCGACUGUGUCGGUGGACACGAGUAGAAGCGACCAGCCCCCGGCGGGGGUCGGUCGGCAUCCCGACCGGCCGGAGCAUCACCACGAGCACCAUCACAACCAUCGCCAUCGUCACGAACAUCACCACUCGGUCUCACCCCGACCCAAUCAACGGCACCACCCCGCCGCCGCUAGCACGCCCGUAAACGUCAACGUCGUCGCUGCCGACGUCGACGCAGCGUCACCGCAAAGCAAUGCGCAGCGUCGCCCGGUCCCCAGAUACAGCCGGAGUAGCGGCGAGGAGGGCCUGUCGCCGAGCCAGAGCAGCGACUACGAGGAUCAAGAAGAACUCGAGAGCCAACACUCGGCCGCUGUACACACAUCGGAGGCCAGCGCCCUGCUGGAGGGCGACGCCAGGGCGGGUAUCGCAGGCCGAGCGAGGAAUUUGAGGCACGACGUGCAGCGCAAGAUCUCGAGGCUUCGCCAGGAUCGCGCGUCCUCGGAGGCCUUCCCUUGCAGCGCGAGCAGCGUCGAGAGUCUACCCAGCGGAAGCGGCUCGAGUACGCAGGCACUGGUACGCGCAGGAAGCAAUCACAGCUCGAUAUCCUGCGAAGACAGGGACGCCAUCAGCCCGACGUCCAUCGGCCCGGUCCUGUGCAGAGCGCGGGCACUGGUGGACUACACUCCCAGCCCCUACGACAAGGACGCGCUCAAGUUCAAGAAGGGGGACGUAAUCGAUGUGGUGCAGAUGAACAAGAGCGGGCUGUGGAAGGGCGUCGUGCACAACAGGAUAGGCCACUUCAAGUUCAUAAACGUCGAGAUACUGAACGACAGGGUGCCCAGGCGGGGGGAACCGGAGCGGGGCAAGUGGGGUCAGAGAUACAGGCAGAAGCCGGGCUCCGUUCAAGAGCUCUUGCAGAGAAUGAAUCUCCAGGAGCAUAUUCCAGUUUUUGUGCUGAACGGAUACGAGGAUCUGGAGCUCUUCAGGGAGUUAGAGGCGACGGAUCUGGACUAUUUGCGUAUACAUCAGCCCGAGCAUCGUGCCAAGAUACUCACAGCCGUGCAGCUUCUACACGAUCUUCAAUCGGGCAGCGAGGGUGACCUGGCCUCGAGUUCAGAGGGCGAUGAGGUGAGCCGACUGGUCUUGACCUCCGGCCAGACGUCCGGCCACUGCUCUCCCUUCAACCGGCGGCAAUUCCCGCGGGACAGUGGCUGCUACGAUGCGCACAAGAACACGACCGGUCGGCGAACCAUCAGUCCCGAAUCGAGCUCGACGUCGACGAAGCUGUCACGCGAGAACAACCUGGAUGGCGCGAUGGCGUCGUCUGCGAAGAACGCAGCAUCCGGAACCGCAGCCACCGAGGGUGGCCUCGCCGAUCCGAAGGACGAUUUCCACCCCAACAUACCGAUCACGAGCGUGACGACAAGUCAGAAGGAGGGUCAGUUCGAGAAGUCGCCAUUGUUGCGCGGCGGCAACGUGCGCUACAUCGCAAAGCGUGGUAACUUCGGCGAGACGGUGGUGAUCGAGGACGCUUGCGAGGCCGGCCAGAAGCUGGGCGGCAUGGUAAAAUACGUGGUGGGCGGCACAGCCGGUGACCUCAGCCUAGAGGGCGCCGGCAAUGUCACCGGGUUGAGCCAGCGUGGUUGCCUGAGUGAGAAAUCGAGCGAUUCCGGGGUAAGCUCGUCCAGCAUCAGCUCGGCGCCACCGCCCCGCGACAAGGUGCUCGCUUCUGCCAGCGCCGCGUCCGACUCGCCAACCAAGAGCUUUGGUACCUUCACUAGAUCUUCACCGACCUCGCAGCAAGGCAGCAAGGGUCAGGCUACCAAUACCAACGACGGCGGCUAUCAAUGAGGAAAGCAGUGGGUCAGCACGAGUUUGAGCUCGAGAGUAAGGAAAUUGGAGAUCGGGGAGUCGCGCGAUUAACCGGGUUAAGGGUGCAAAUCCUCAAUGCGGAUUCGGCAUGUUAUGCAAUUGCGAUCGACCGAUUCGUUCGUGAGAAAUUCAACAACGUUCAUUGGGAUCGAAAGAUCAUCUCGGGUACUUUGCCCCUGUAGCUUCCGGAUCCGAUCCUGGUGGACGUCUGAGGUGUCUUCUCCGGACAGUCGUUCUACCGUUUGACGGCCGACUUUGAUCACAAGAUUAGGAUAAAGAUAUAGGCAAAUAGUCGAGACAGUCACCGCUGUGUCCGCCCAUCAUGGAGUGUCGGGAGACGCUCAAACGCGUCUCGAUUUCCAUACGCAAAGCAAUAUUUCAAUUUUCUGUUGUUGUUGCUGAUCGCAAAGUACUAGGAGAACCUCGUUCUUUGCUUGACGAUUCUCGUCACGGGCUUGCCGCGCGGACGGAAAUUCUGACAUCUCCCGAUAUUAAUGUCGGGGGAACAUUUUGUUAUCCAGCGUCUCUCGGAUAUUCGGACGCGGAGCCGAGACGCGGCUUGAAGAACCGUAGCAAGAAUCGUGCGAAACGAGCGAAAUUCCGGCAGUUGUAACAAAAGCUCCCGCGGGAGAGAACGGUCGAAGUCUCCCCGCGUUCGGCUCGGGAUGAAAUGCAUUCGGCGAGAGGAGCAGAGCUGCGCGGUCACCAAGUUCACUGCCGGGUCGUCCCAUCGACAUCGUGUAACACCGACGUCGCUCUCGGCGUCGCUCUCGGCGUCGCGAUACGAGCUCACGUCGCGCCUAAUCGUAGCCGUGUAAUUAGUAAUAAGCGAAUACUAUGUGAUACGGUAGCAAUAUUCGAUCGAUUACUCGAGUAGGUAGAAGGAAGGAAAAAGAACGACGGUCAGCGACGCUAUGGCGCCGCAUACUGUCGCGUACAAUAAACGAGAGCGAGAGAUAGAAGAGAGAAAAAAGAGAGAGAAAGAGAGGAGAACGAAUGCAGAUGCGUCCGUUAGUUUUGAUUUCGCGCUCGAUGUUAUCAGUCGCUUUUCAUCUUCGCCGGUAACGACUCCCCGCGAUUAAUCACCCCGCGAAUACUGUAUACAUCUCGUCGAAAACUGCCAGCGUUAUCGAGUCCUUGUCCCCGCGUUCGAUGGCGAUCUUUAUCGCGCGCUUUUUCAGUCCUUUUUGUACGUUCGCGAUCGAUCUCGUCACUGGUGGUAGAACACGCGCGAAUCGUCGGGACAGUCGCGAAUCUUCAUGGGAUCUUCAAGAUCGCGACGCACAGUGGUGCCAAAAUGCAUACUGCC
This is a messenger RNA of Ooceraea biroi (clonal raider ant), 5986 nucleotides long. RefSeq names its product SAM and SH3 domain-containing protein 1. Gene Ontology annotation, molecular function: protein binding. The record is from RefSeq and is a predicted model, not a curated record. Lineage: Eukaryota; Metazoa; Arthropoda; Insecta; Hymenoptera; Formicidae.